Messenger RNA from Sparassis crispa, 645 nucleotides. Its product is annotated as Protein JLP2. The transcript has 8 exons. The record is from RefSeq and is a predicted model, not a curated record. Bases 1 to 645 code for a protein of 214 amino acids. NCBI's taxonomy places the organism in Eukaryota, Fungi, Basidiomycota, Agaricomycetes, Polyporales, Sparassidaceae.
AUGGUUCUAUUCUUCAGUUCAACAGCGGCGAACCCUCCCGUUGUCCUCUACAUGGGUAAGGACAAGGUCGAAAAUGAAGACCUCAUCAAAUACGCAUGGCCACAAGAUGUUUGGUUUCAUGUCGACAAGCUCUCGUCUGCCCAUGUGUACUUGCGAAUGCCGGAGGGGAUGUCGUGGGAGAACAUACCAGAGCCCCUCCUCGUAGAUUGUGCUCAGCUUGUCAAGGCGAACUCGAUUGAAGGGAACAAGAAGGACAACCUUACGAUUAUAUACACCCCAGCGGACAACCUAAAGAAAACUGGUGACAUGGCAGUUGGCCAAGUAUCAUUCCAUAACGAUAAGCGGGUGAAGCGAAUCCACGUCGCGAAGCGCGAAAAUCCAAUUGUGAAUCGGCUCAACAAGACAAAAGUCGAGAGAGAGGUUGAUCACGAACAAGAGCGCGUUGAGCGUAUCAAACAGGAGAGUGCGAUAAGAAGGGCAGCGGCGGCGCAGAAGAAAAAGGCCGACGUAGAGCUUGCUCGAGCACGGGAAGCAGAAAAGGCAGCACGAUCCUACGACACGCUGUUUAACCAAGAAGCCGAAAGUGAUGAAGAGUCAUCUGGGCCAAAGAAGUCUGUGAGGGAGUUGGAAGAUGACUUCAUGUGA